CUGGCGCCUGCUCUCUCUCUCUCUCUCUCACACACUCCCAUAAAUGCAGUGACACUUGCAUUCUGUGUGUGCACGCGUGUGUGACAGAGAGCGAUAGUCGAAAUAGAAAUUGAGAGUGGGAGGGAGAGUGAGAGAGCAUAAGGGAAGGAAAAUAGUGUAAGCAUAUGUAUUCUUGUUACUGAGGGGGCAAGGAAAAAGGAAUAAGGAAAUUGAAGUAUCCGCCAUAUGCUGUGGAUUUUUGUGAAUGUCUGGCUGAAGAGAAUAUCCAUUUCUGGGGGAAAAAGAUGGGAAGCUCGCAUUUGCUGAACAAAGGCUUGCCUUUAGCACUUUGCCAACUUCUGCUUCACUGAGUAAGGUGUACUAUUAGUGGGUUGUGUGGUUUCUCCGCUAUCUUCAGAUGAAUGCACUAACUGCAUUCGGCCGCCUAUCAUGAACGGGCCCAUGCACCCUCGGCCCCUGGUGGCCCUCCUGGACGGGCGGGACUGUACCAUAGAGAUGCCCAUCCUGAAGGACGUGGCCACUGUGGCCUUCUGUGACGCCCAGUCCACACAGGAGAUCCAUGAGAAGGUACUGAACGAGGCCGUUGGGGCUCUGAUGUAUCACACCAUCACACUAAUGAGGGAGGACCUGGAGAAAUUUAAAGCACUGCGAAUCAUUGUCCGCAUAGGCAGUGGCUUCGACAACAUCGACAUCAAGUCAGCUGGCGAUUUAGGGAUAGCAGUGUGUAACAUGCCAGCAGCCUCAGUGGAAGAGACUGCAGACUCCACAUUGUGUCACAUCCUGAACCUGUAUAGACGGACCACAUGGCUACACCAGGCACUGCGCGAAGGGACCAGGGUGCAAAGCGUGGAGCAGAUCCGAGAAGUGGCGUCUGGGGCAGCACGGAUCCGAGGAGAGACACUUGGCAUUAUCGGCCUUGGUCGUGUUGGCCAGGCUGUAGCACUGAGAGCCAAAGCCUUUGGGUUCAAUGUAAUAUUCUACGACCCGUACCUUUCUGACGGGGUGGAGCGAGCCCUUGGCCUGCAGCGAGUCAAUACCCUCCAGGACCUGCUUUUCCACAGUGACUGUGUCACCCUACACUGCAGCCUCAACGAGCACAACCAUCACCUCAUCAACGACUUCACCAUCAAACAGAUGCGCCAGGGUGCGUUCCUGGUCAACACGGCUCGAGGGGGGCUGGUUGAGGAGAAGGCCCUGGCUCAAGCCCUGAAAGAGGGGAGAAUACGUGGAGCUGCUUUGGAUGUCCACGAGACAGAGCCCUUUAGCUUCAACCAGGGCCCUCUGAAAGAUGCUCCAAACUUGAUCUGUACACCCCACGCUGCCUGGUACAGUGAACAGGCUUCUAUUGAGAUGAGAGAGGAGGCAGCCAGGGAGAUCCGAAGAGCAAUUUCAGGUCGUAUUCCUGACAGCUUAAAGAACUGUGUGAAUAAAGAGUUCUUGACCCAGACUACUCACUGGGCCAGUAUGGACCCUGCUGUCAUUCAUCCUGAGCUCAAUGGGGCCUACAGGUACCCUCCUGGUGUUGUGAGUUUGGCCUCUGGGGGGCUCCCUCCUCCUGUAGAGGGGAUCGUUCCUAGUGCCGUACCCAUUACGCACAGCCUGCCUAACAUCACCCACCCCCCUCAUGCCCCCUCGCCAGGCCAGCCGGGCAAAGCAGAGUCUGACAGGGAGCAGCACCCCAAUGACCAGUUGUAGCCCCGCCCCACAGAGCUCUCUACAACCAUAGAACUCUCUUGGUCUUCUUCACUCCAAAGAGGAAUGGAGCCGAAGCUUCAUUGGUUCCAAGCAGCUGCCAUGAUAAAACAGACUCACAGACGUCGAUUACAGGUCAUUUGGUCCAACCAUAGUGAAGUCAGUCGUCUUUUUAAAACCUUUUUUUUUUUGUUCAGAAAAAAUAUAAUAAUAUGGAUUUAAAAAGAGAAAAAGACAAAUAUCCUUUCAAGCCAAUCCUGCUGUUUAGACUGUAGUUUGUCCAAGUAACGUGGGCGAAUAUCUGUUUCUGUGUCCUAUGGGUUCAUUGUUAAAGCAAAGGUAGUUGAUUAUAACAUGAAUGUAACCUGUUUGUGUACAGUUUUUAGAAAUAUGGAAAAAAAAGUAUUUGUAUUGCCGUCUAAAAGAAAAACAUGGGUGAAAAUUAACAACUCAUUUUCAAAAGACAAUAGAAUAUUUCUUUUUAAGUGUUUCCAAACAAGCCCCCAAAAGAGGCAGCUUGCACACCUUCUCAGGAAAUUGAGUUUCCCUUGUUUUUUUCCUUUUACGCCACAUAGUGCUUUCUUUUUCUACCUGCCUGCCUUUUUGUCUAUGUUAGCAGUAAGUUCCGUCGGUUCUUUCAGUUUAAGGGGCAUGUUAUUCUGUAGUCCUCUGCCUCUGUGUAAACGUUCAAACCGUGCAUUUGGGAGAGAAGACCCACCCGUCUUGUGCAUACCUGACGUACUGCUUGCCUGUGUCAGUGUGACUUGAUUGUAAUAUGUCUGAGAAGAGAAGCAGCUCCCAGCUGCCUGAUUAGUAUAGCAGCCCUACAUUGCCUACGUUUGUUUUCUUCUGGUAAAGUAGUAGGCUAGCAAUAUACAGUAUACAUACUAUAUAUUAUAAAUAUCAUUAUUUUUGGUUAACCAAAAUCCAAAAACAGAUGUUUGUGACUGUAUGAAUUUGUAUGAAUUAUUUUAAAAACAAAUUAAAGUCCCUGUUGAAAGGUCAAA
Esox lucius (northern pike) is the source of this 2699-nucleotide messenger RNA. RefSeq names its product C-terminal-binding protein 1. Gene Ontology annotation, molecular function: NAD binding; transcription corepressor activity; oxidoreductase activity, acting on the CH-OH group of donors, NAD or NADP as acceptor. Lineage: Eukaryota; Metazoa; Chordata; Actinopteri; Esociformes; Esocidae. The record is from RefSeq and is a predicted model, not a curated record. The transcript has 10 exons. The coding region runs from base 430 to 1695 and encodes 421 amino acids.